This is a messenger RNA of Lecanosticta acicola, 1011 nucleotides long. Lineage: Eukaryota; Fungi; Ascomycota; Dothideomycetes; Mycosphaerellales; Mycosphaerellaceae. The record is from the annotation of a GenBank genome assembly.
AUGUCUCUCCUCAUCCGUAUCUGGCUGAGUUCUACUCUGGUUCUGGGAUCCAAGGACUUUCACAACUAUCGUUAUACUGGAAUUCAGACGAGUAGCGGCGCUGGCAACGGUUAUACCCACAUCCGUAAGACGACCCUCGAAGGAUCUUUCUGAUUGUGAAUUUGACUGAUAAAUUCAAAGGACGGCAAAAUGUGAAUCCUUGCGCAACGACGACCGUCGAGACUUACACCGACGUAAACGGCGCUGUAUAUCAAUAUCAAUGUGGCGCCGAUACUGGUCCUCCCGGCACUAAUGUUGCACAUACCUACGCAUACAAUACAUGGGAGGAGUGCUUUGCAUCAUGCGACACGACUGGCGGGUGUGGUGGUUUCACGUAUCUAGGAGCCGCAAAUGGCACAGGUUACGGCGAUUGCUACCUCAAGGGUACCGGGACAUACCUGCUAAACAGUACAAACAUGGGCAAUACGUGAGUAACCCAAGUCAUUGAAGGCAGAUCGCGCUACACCUACUUACCCUCGAUCCGUUUGCUUCACAGGUACGUCGGGGCUGUACUGUUAUCCGCACCGCCAGCAGGAUACACACCCACAAGAACCCUUUCCGCAACAGCUACCUCUACCGCCACGAGCACAGUUUCGCCCGUAGCCUGUGCAGACCCGGGAGCGCCGUCAAUCGUAUCAAGUCCAGCGAGUGAGUCGAGAGAAAGACGACACCACCUCCCAUGAUUUCGACAUAUGCUGAUGUGAGAUACUUUGCUUUCAGCGGGAACGAACUACACCAUCGAAUGUGGCUCCGACACAUAUGGCGACGUGGCUGCUGUGCUCAUGGUACAGAAUGGCUAUCAGGAUUGUAUGGCAAAUUGUACGAUACCCAGAUAAGGACAAUAAUCUCUGAAUCACAGAUAUGACUAACAGGUCGUUGGCAGGCGAUAAUACCACCGACUGUUCAGGAUUCACGUACCAAUCUGAUGCACAAAAUGGCACCGGUUUGGGUGAGACAAUAUGGAACUCUUAG